Messenger RNA from Xenopus laevis (African clawed frog), 3360 nucleotides. It is a transcript of the gene opcml.S, whose product is annotated as opioid-binding protein/cell adhesion molecule homolog. The record is from RefSeq and is a predicted model, not a curated record. The transcript is spliced from 9 exons. Lineage: Eukaryota; Metazoa; Chordata; Amphibia; Anura; Pipidae. Bases 223 to 1263 code for a protein of 346 amino acids.
AAAGGCAAAGGUGUUUGGCCAGCAGACGGGUUGGGAGGUGUCAGAGUUCCCGUGCUGUUUCACGAAGCUCCUAGGAGAGAUUUCAGCCAAUGACAGCGAGGCGGGCGGGCUCUGAUGCUGGGAGAGAGUGAGCAGAGCGCGGAGUGUCAGUGCGUGUGUGUGGAAGAGCCGGCAGCUUUGCACCGAGCCCCGUAGAAUCUUUCUUAGCUCUAAGCAGACACCAUGCGGGGGGUUUCCGCUGCUACUCACCUGCACCGUCAUCUGUGCUGGAUACUCGGCGCGGCGCUCACUGUCCUGCUCUCAAUCACAGGAGUGCCGGUGCGCAGCGGGGAUGCCGGUUUCGCAAAAGCCAUGGACAACGUCACGGUUCGACAAGGGGACAGCGCCAUCCUCAGGUGCACAGUAGACAACAGUGUGACACGAGUGGCCUGGCUAAAUCGUAGCACCAUCUUAUACACUGGCAAUGACAAGUGGUCAAUAGACCCCCGUGUGGUGAUUCUGGCCAACACACAGAGUCAGUACAGCAUUGAGAUCCAGAAUGUGGACAUUUAUGAUGAGGGAGCCUACACCUGCUCUGUGCAGACAGACAAUCAUCCCAAAACCUCUCGUGUACAUCUCAUUGUGCAAGUUGCACCUCAAAUCCUAAAUAUCUCUUCUGACGUUACUGUUAAUGAAGGAAGCACUGUUGCACUACGAUGUCUAGCCACCGGCCGACCUGAGCCAGCAGUGACGUGGAGACAUUUCACUGGCAAAUCACACCGGUUUGUAAGUGAUGAUGAAUACUUGGAAAUCACAGGAAUCACCAGAGAUCAGUCUGGACAGUAUGAAUGCAGCGCAGCCAAUGAUGUUUCAGCUCCUGAUAUCAGAAGAGUUAGAGUCACGGUAAACUAUCCACCAUAUAUUUCCAAUACCAGAAAUACAGGAGCUUCACUGGGACAAAAAGGCACUCUGCGUUGUUCGGCUUUAGCUGUCCCACUAGCAGAGUUCCAGUGGUAUAAAGAAGAUGCCAGGUUAGCCAAUGGACUAGAUGGUGUUAGGAUUGAAAACAAUGAGCAUAUGUCCAUUCUAACAUUUUUCAAUGUCUCGGAAAAGGAUUAUGGAAAUUAUACGUGUGUUGCUUCAAAUAAACUUGGAAACAUUAAUGCCAGUGUCAUAUUAUAUGCAGGACCUGGAGCCAUUCAUAAUAGAAGCAGCUCGGCUUCUGCAGCAAUAGCUGCCACCUGUCUUUGGUGUUCUAUCCUGUACUCCCUCACAAAGUUUUGAACAUGGAGUGGGGGUUCUCAAUGAUGCCAGGGAGAUGUUGGUGGAUUCUCCCUCUACACUUCAACAAGAAAUAACUUGGGGGGAUGCCUCAGCCCUACACUCUGUUUCUCCCCCGGGUCUUAGGUAGUUUGCUGAAUUUCAAUGCAUAUUUUGUUUCUAUUCACACAUCUUUACCCACUGUUCUUUACCCACUGUUUCCCAAACUGUGACGACGUACCCGGGAGAGCAAAUGGGUUGGUUUCUUGUGUUGGUGUCUUUGUAAAUCCCUGUGUGAUGCACUACAGUUCUCUAUGGAGGGUAAGGUGGGAGGCUACCUAUCUCUGCAAAAAAGGACAGUGGUCACUACUGCUGGACUUGAUGUCCAUCAUCCUCCCAUAUUUGGCUCCAAAGAUAAUUUGUGAAAGCCAGAAAUGGGCAACACGAGUGGAGGCAUCAAGGUAGCUUGGAAGCUGUACAAGAACUACUGAAAAUUCUCCGGCUACAGAGAAACAUGAGCUUAAACAUGAAUGGUUCUAAACUGUCUGUAGGAUUGUUUCCCUCGGUCCUGAACUCUCAUCAACAACAGAUGUCUUUAAAAAUACAAUAUUAAGCAUGUGGUGCCCUGUUGAGGACCUUGUGAUAUCUCUAAGAAUCCACCCGUUCAGUUUAAAAAUGCACAUCUCUAGCGUUGGGAACCCCUUUGUUAAACUAUGGACCCUCUUAUCAACCAUCCCAGCACCUUCUUCUAUGUCCUAAGAGUUUAUGAACCCACCCAAUUAAGUAGUAUUUGGAACAGUGAUUUAACUCAAUUUUCACCACCUAUAUCUGGAGGGUUUCUAAAUAUAUGUUACACACUUGCACAAGGUCCAAGUGUGCAACACAAAAAAAUCUGCCAUUAAAACAAUUGAUAACUGGUAGGUGGGUAAAUCAUAAAGUGAUUUGUCCAAAUUGGAAAGAGUAAUGUUGGAGUAGAAACAUAAAGCAAUAUAUUCUUCAUCUGACAGAAGGCCAAAACUUUUGUUAUGGGGGAAAAGGUGUUUCUUAUUUGGUUUUGGUGUGUAAUGUAUAAACAGCACACAUUAUUUGGAUCCCCAAAAAAAUAAGAACAUGGGGAUGAGGCAUUCUCAUCUAUGCAAAAUAAACUAAUAAAAAAUUCCAAAUUAUAUUUCAAAUAUUUAAUAUCCAGCUGUGGUUAGGGACAAAAUACCCCUUUAGUUUAGCAUUUUUAUUUAAUUGUUCAGAUAAGUCCCCAUGGUCCCCCACUCUGUGUUUGUGUUUCUUUUAAGAAUAAAAAUAUAUUGAUGUGAACUUUUAAACCCCAACAGUAAGCCAUGUGUAGCUCAUAAAAGCGUAUGUUACAGUAGUCUCUUCUGCAAAACUAGGCAGUCAAAAAGAUUAUGCAGUAGUAUAUCCCAGCUCAUGACCAGUUAUAAAGAAUGGCAUUGAUGUUUAUAGUAUACAGUGACUUACCCACCUACCUUUUUGCUGAACAAUAUCCACAUCUCAUGUUCAUCUCUUAACAUUCAGAUACAAAAAAGACACAAUCUGAUGUCUACAGUGAGCGGACACUUCAGAGCAUUACUGCUAAAUGCAUAUAGUAUUUGCCGUGCAUAUCUCUCAACAAAUUAUACAUGUGAUCGUAAAGACUACCAUAAGUAUACCAAUGAGUGUACACCAGUCACUGUCUGCGUAUGGAAUAUAUACAGAUAAUAGCUACAGGAGCCAGAUGCAGAGUCUACAGUGCAAUGCUCUGUCAAUAUUUAUGGUAUAGGUAUUGUCAGCCAGGCUUUUCCAAGAUAAUUAGUGUUUUAAUGCCUUAGCUGCAAAUAUAUCAACGGCAGUAUUGCAAUUGUAGGUUCCUCAUAGGAACAAAAGUCAAAGGUGCAAUCCUCUGUUGAAACUUGAAGAACAGCAUUUUUUUUUCUUUUUAUUACCAUUACUCAGUCUAGAUAUUCACUUGGUUAUGAAACCCUAGAGGGUCAGGUAUGUUGAUUUCAAUGUUAGAUGAUGAGGACACAAGCAGACUGCUGCACGUUACACAACUUUGUAAAAUUUUCUAGGCCAGGACAGUGAGAUGGUUGUAAUCCUGUGUGUGUCAAUAAAGUCUGAUAUUUGUAA